Molecule: messenger RNA, 450 nt
Organism: Cylicocyclus nassatus
Lineage: Eukaryota; Metazoa; Nematoda; Chromadorea; Rhabditida; Strongylidae
Source: the annotation of a GenBank genome assembly
AUGGUGGGUGAUAAGGCAAAUGUGAAGCGUGGCAAGUGUGCAGUUAUCAACAUUGAUGAUGAGGCAGGAAAGACCAUGCUGGAGCAUGCGGAUUGUCGUCAUCUUACCUAUGCUAUCAAUAAUGAUGCUUCCUUGAAGGCUGAAAAUAUUCAGGUUUUGGCAAGCGGUGCCAAGUUUGAUAUCAAGACUGAGCAUGGUGUUUUGCCACUUGAUUUGAAGAUUACAGGUAUCUUCAAUGUCUAUAACGUGAUGGCUGCUGCCGUUUUUGAGCUGGUUCGCGGCGGUCAGGAUUUCGCUGUUAUUGUGGAUUAUGCACAUACUCCAGAUGGUCUGGAAAAUAUCCUGAAAACAGCGCACCAGAUUGCUAAAAAGCGUAUUAUUACUGUAUUUGGAUGCGGUGGUGACAGAGAUAAUACCAAGCGUCCUAUCAUGGGCAGGAUAGCGGGCUGA